Molecule: messenger RNA, 702 nt
Organism: Rosa rugosa (rugosa rose)
Lineage: Eukaryota; Viridiplantae; Streptophyta; Magnoliopsida; Rosales; Rosaceae
Product: protein SENESCENCE-ASSOCIATED GENE 21, mitochondrial
Exons: 2
Coding region: 216-503 (95 amino acids)
Biological process (GO): response to stress
Cellular component (GO): mitochondrion
Source: RefSeq, a predicted model, not a curated record
CUCCUCUCUCUGAAACCAUCUUCGCAUUUCCAUUACAGAGAAACCGAGCCACACACAAAGAGAUCCUCCUCUGCCUUCUCUCGCUGCUGUGGAAGUUGAAAGCUGCAACGUCUUUCUCCUUCCGCUUUUAACCUCUCCGCAGUAGCGUUUUUCCGGCUCCGGGACUCUCUUUGAGUUUUUUAAUUUCCGAUUCCAACCCGAGAAACAAAGAAACAAUGGCUCGUUCUUUCUCCAACGCUAAGCUUGUCUCCGCUCUCGUCUCCAACACAAUCGCCAGACGUGGAUACGCGGCGGGGUCACCAGGACUUGCGGCGGUUAGAGGAGAGGCUGCUUCUGUGUCUAGAAGCGUAAACUUGGGCAAGAAAUCAGGUGAAGACAAGGUGGGGUCUGCCUUCAAGGUCUCGUGGGUCCCCAACCCCAAGACCGGAGUUUACGGACCUGAGAACCGCGCCGAUGAGAUCGACGCGGCCGAGCUCCGUAACGUGCUCUUGAAGAAGCAUUGAAUUAUUGAGAAUUGAAAAUGAAAAUGAAAAUGGGGUGAAAAUUUUCUCGCAAGUACGAGGAAUGGGCUGUCGGCGGACUUGGCCAGAUUUAUAUAUAUGUUGUAAUAGCUUGUUUCCCUCGUCCUCUCCUCUAUUUAGGGUUUACAUGUAACCUUUAAAUUUAAUUUUUGCAAUAAAAUGAAACUUAUAUUCUUAGAAA